Messenger RNA from Trichoplusia ni (cabbage looper), 2176 nucleotides. RefSeq names its product brachyurin-like. Gene Ontology annotation, molecular function: serine-type endopeptidase activity. NCBI's taxonomy places the organism in Eukaryota, Metazoa, Arthropoda, Insecta, Lepidoptera, Noctuidae. Bases 1256 to 2074 code for a protein of 272 amino acids. The transcript has a single exon. The record is from RefSeq and is a predicted model, not a curated record. Gene Ontology annotation, biological process: proteolysis.
AUCAUCUAAAAUUAGUAGUAUCUAGGAACUAAACUAAACUAAUAUAUACUAAGCAUUAGAUACACUUAUAUUACGUAAGGUGUGAUUGCAUUUGAUUCGUCGUCUACGUGGUAUCAGUUUAGAGUUUGUAUUAUAGUUAGGGUCACUCAUGACUGUCCUGUUGGUCUAGUGGUUAAUGUCCUGAUUGCUAUACCGGAGGUCGCGGAUUAGAUUCUCACCCAGAACAAAAGUUUGUGUAAUGAGAACAAUCAUUUAUUCUGUCUAAAUGUAUUCACAAGUAUUCUUAGCAUUUUUCUAGUAGUCAUAAGUCAAACUUAGUUUGAGACAAAAUAGAAGGGAUUUGUAACUCUUAUAUUCAAGCUUUGCUUAGUUCUUGAGUAGAUACCAAAGUAUGAAAGAUGUGUGUAUUGAUAACAUUAACUUGACUUGCUUUAAGGCCCAAUUUGUUCCUAGUAUUAUACUUAAUACACAUCUUUUUACAUUGCUAGAUUACUAACCACAUUUCUUUUCCUCGCCUGUAAAUGAUAAUUUUAUCAUUUCCUAUACAUAGUAAAUUCUCACAGCGUUUGAGCUUUUGUCUGCAGGACAAGCAUUCGUGGAUCACAAAAAUGGGUGUCCUACGCGGGGAUUGAACCCGUCGCGUUCUGUGGGGUUGGCGAGGUGACCUCAACCACUCGGCUAUCCGUGCAGUCAUUCAUUCUACUGACUCUUUGUGGAUCUGGCACGAGCUAGAUUCUUGGUAUUAGAGAAGAGAAAUGCUUUCAGAUUGCGUCAUUUCAUUAGAUUCAAUCGUGGUUAUCCAUGAUAAAUGUCUUGUGGUUCCAUUUACUUUUCAAGAACAUCUUAAGUGAGGCUUUUUUAGUUAUUGUCUUACAAUGCAUAUGUUUAAAUGAUGACUGAGUUCAAUGAGUAAAAUUCUAUUAAGUCCGUUAGAUAGGUAGCUAAAAAUAUAAAGGCAUGUUUUUUUACUUUUAUCUCCAUAAUGGCAAUAAAGAUAAACUAUUUUAAAGAUGAGGAGAGAGGUCUUGUGAUGUAACAAUCAAGCAAAUUGUAUUCAUGUCUUCUACUGAUUACUGUGUCUUUAUUGGUAAUAUCAUACACUAUUGAUAUAAAGAAAAUGUAAUGUAUAUUGCAUAACAAGUAAUAGUCAAGUAAGAAUCACAUAACGUCCAAUCUUGAACGUUUACGACUUCUAAAACCAUUUUUUAUAUCAAUUGCGAAACCUAUAUUUCAAGACUUCAAAAAUGCAUGUAACAUGCAUUGGAUCACUAUUAUACUCUGUUUCAUAAGCUUAUUCGAAAUGUCUGUUUCAAAUAUUUUCUUACGUGUGAAAGACGGAAGAAACGCGAAAGAUGGCGAGUUCCCGUUUGUGGUUUCAUUUUUUUAUACUGUCCUAGUAACAUGUAGGACGAACCCGAAACCAGAUGAAAUAAAAGCGAUCAGAUUUUGUACGGGAUCCAUAUUAUCCCAAACAUGGAUUCUGUCAGCAGCACAUUGCGUGGCCGAUGAAACGCUCAGGACAUUUCGGGUCUGGCACACGAAUUUUACUACGUCUCCAAUAGGAACGAAAUACUUGAAGAGCAUUCGGAAGAUAGUGAUACACCCAGCACAUAUCGACAACGAUUACGUUACUCAGAACGAUAUAAGUUUAAUCUUAGUAGAUAAAUUGGAUGUGGAUAGCUUGGGGAGACUGUCAGCCGUUGACCACUUGACGAUGAUGGGCCUGCCAGUGACAUACGUCGGCGGUGGAGUCACCGAUGACCCUGAAGACGACGAUAUAAGACCAUUACAAGUCGGGGAAGGUGGGAUCGUGCCUUGUUCGAAGCGACAUGGCUUCAGCAAAUACGUAAUUUGCGUUACUCAGAGAUGUGACAAUCGCCGCCAGAGGCCCUGGUUGGGGGAUUCCGGAGGGCCCUUGUUAUAUGCAGGUCGCAUUAUAGGAGUCACGUCGUUCGGGGCAGUUGAUCCUGUAGGGGGGGUAGACGCUUUUGCGGCGGUGAGCCCUCAUUUAGAUUGGAUUCGUUAUGUUAUGGAAACUCAAGCACUGCCUAACUUUCUACGAAAUAUUGACUAGCGUUGUUUGAACUAUGUGAUAGUGCUUGCAUACUUACUCAUUACCUAAAUGUCUUCGCCUUUUUUUUUUGUCCAGUGGAAAUCCUCAUGGAUAUCCUUCGCC